GACCAGAAGGUUUUUUGUAAUUGGACAGGAAGCAUGUAAAGAUGGAUGUACAUGAAAACAGAGAAAGGGAAGUGAAGUGCAGCUGUAGUGGGGACUUCCCUCUGCAGGAGAUGUGGGUUGUAGAGAGAGUCAAGAGGCUCUGGGCGGGCCGGAAGGAGCACCGGACCGACUGAAGGAGGAGUCUGAAGAGAACCAGAGCCAGCUGAAGGGAGUGGCACAAACAGGCUUGGCAGAUUUGUUUUGUCUUCAGCUGUGAAAGAACACAGGAGAACAGGGAUUGACUGCAAACACUCAACUUCUUUUCUCUUUUCACUCUCUGUCUUUCACUUUGGCCAAUUUCUCGUGGAGUGUGUCUGAAACCUCCCCGCUGAUGCCAUGGAUAACUUCCAGACUGUCCUGCGUUUCUUCACGAACCAGAAAUCCACCAUUGGCUACAGCUUCCUGGCUCUCAUGACUGUAGGUGGGGAGCGAGUCUUCACCCUGGUUUCCUUUCAGUGCCCGUGCAACCACGACCAGAACUUUGCCUACGGGCUGACCUUCCUGCUGGGCCCGGCUGCAGUGCUGCUGGUUUUGGGUCUCUUGUUCACCAGCAGGCUGUGGAGGCUCUACACUGGCUGCUGCCUCAAUCCCAUGAAGCUGUGCCCCCGUGGGAACUGCUUGGGCCACCUCCGGGUGUUGAUGAGCAUUUUCUGUGGCGCUUGCGUGGCUCCUGUAAUGUGGCUCGCCGUGGCCCUGCUCAAUGGGACCUUCUAUGAGUGUGCGGUCAGUGGUCUGGAUGAUAACCUGGUGGUGGACCUGUUCUGUAAAAACAAGACGUUGGCGUGUCGGGAGGAGCUGGCCCGAGUGCCCUGUGAUCGUUCCAAACUGUCCAGCGAUGAGCGCAUGGAGCUGCUGCUCAUGUUCAGGGCCCAGUCCCAGAUCCUGGGCUGGUGUGUGAUCAUCACCGCUGUCGUCGGGGGCCUCCUGGGUACCUGCUACAAAAACUGCCGCUCCAAAGUCAGCUUCCUGCAGCUCACCUUCUGGAAACGCUACAUGGAAAAAGAGAAAGAGCGCUUUGAUACUCUCGCUGUAGAAUAUGCCACCAAACUGGCCGACAGAAACCUGCAGAGCUUCUUUGAGAACAAGGAGCCUGCUCCAUUCCCUUUCCCCAACCACCGGGCAUGGGAGGAGAUCUCUGCAUACUACACCUUCACCGAGAGCGAGCAGUGCUACAGCACCCUGCAGCGCUACGUGGAGAGGAAAGACAGGGACUUCCCAGAGAACAAACCUGUGUUGGACAUAGAGUAUGGUGAAAGAGAUGCUCUGAGAAACAACUGACUGUGAUUCUGGGUUUGCUGCUCGUCGCCUCUAUCAUGUUGUCCAGUCUGCUGCUGACCUGUGUGGCUCGGUGCACCUCCCCCAUCAGUUACC
Molecule: messenger RNA, 1410 nt
Organism: Perca flavescens (yellow perch)
Lineage: Eukaryota; Metazoa; Chordata; Actinopteri; Perciformes; Percidae
Product: calcium homeostasis modulator protein 5
Exons: 3
Coding region: 376-1317 (313 amino acids)
Cellular component (GO): plasma membrane
Molecular function (GO): monoatomic cation channel activity
Source: RefSeq, a predicted model, not a curated record